CAAGAAUACGAGAAAAUUAUAAGUGAUAUGGAGAACAUCUACAGCACUGCCAAAAUAUGCGACUAUAAGAAUCAAAGUAAAUGCGAUCUCGCUCUGGAACCGGAACUUACUGAACUCCAAAUGAAGAGCCAUGACCCGGAAGAAUUGAAAUAUAUCUGGGUUCAGUGGAGGAAAGCAACCGGUGAAAAAAUGAAAUCCUUGUUCACGAGAUACGUUGAAUUAAGUAACAUGGCUGCCACGUUAAAUAAUUUUACUGACAACGCAGCCUAUUGGAUGAAGGAUUACGAGACUGAUGAAUUUCCCGAACAAAUUGAUACACUCUGGCAGCAAUUGAAGCCACUUUAUUUACAAUUACACGCGUAUGUUCGCCGAGAACUUCGAAAAAAGUACGGUGAGAACGUGGUUUCGAAAGACGGUCCCAUACCAGCACAUUUAUUAGGCAACAUGUGGGCACAAAGUUGGAGCAAUAUUGCUGACUUCUCUAUUCCAUAUCCGGGAAAACAACUGCCAGACGUUACUGACGCCAUGAUUAAACAAGGAACCAACCUCCUAAGACCUGAAAUAUGCCACACGUCAGAAAAAUUCAGUAUUGACGAAAAAAAUGGCAUCAAAGUCCGUCAUGAACAACUUUGA
Habropoda laboriosa is the source of this 633-nucleotide messenger RNA. RefSeq names its product angiotensin-converting enzyme-like. Bases 28 to 633 code for a protein of 201 amino acids. Gene Ontology annotation, cellular component: plasma membrane. Gene Ontology annotation, biological process: proteolysis. Lineage: Eukaryota; Metazoa; Arthropoda; Insecta; Hymenoptera; Apidae. Gene Ontology annotation, molecular function: peptidyl-dipeptidase activity; metallopeptidase activity. The record is from RefSeq and is a predicted model, not a curated record. The transcript is spliced from 3 exons.